Amoebophrya sp. A25 is the source of this 690-nucleotide messenger RNA. The record is from the annotation of a GenBank genome assembly. NCBI's taxonomy places the organism in Eukaryota, Dinophyceae, Syndiniales, Amoebophryaceae.
CAACUAGUGGUCCUGCGAUGUUGUCUGCUUCAUCAACGUCGUGUCAUCUUGCAAGACGUCAAAAAGCUGACGUAAUCAAGGGGAGAGCGAAUUUUAUAGGGAGACGACUAGGCGCACGUAAAAAGCGGCCCUUGCCAGCAGGUGAUAAAGUGUCUGGUCGCCCCGUAACUGAUAAGAAGCCAAAGUUGGGCCCCUCGUCUUCAAAGUCUUCGGGGAGCAGAGGAGGAGAUCGUGAGGACGUAAAUAAAGUACUACUGCAACAUGAUGCUGCAGUAAGAGUCGAUCAGCCUGUAGCUUCUGCUUCGAAGACGGUGAUCCUGGCCUUCAACAUUGAAGAUGGCACAUUACGCAUUAGCGAGAAGGAGGCAAAUUUUAAGAAGUAAUUGCUUAUUCAAUCGAUUUACGAUGUUGAUCAUCAUGCGCAUUUUAGUCAUCUUGGGUGAAAAAAGAGAAUGUUUACGUAUAUUAUUUCAUAACUUCAACAAGUUUUAGGCAUCACUCAGUGAGCAAUUGAAAUACGCCUACGACGUUGACAAAGACUUAGGGACUAGCCUCUAAUUCAAUUAUCAAAGGCGAAAAAGUGUAUGCGCGCUACGAUCUGCAGUGUUCUGACGCGGGUGACAAGAAGAAAAAUCCAAGUCUCAAACGCGACUACAGCGGUCUCCUCUGCAAGAGCGAGCUGUGGACGUU